Molecule: messenger RNA, 399 nt
Organism: Trematosphaeria pertusa
Lineage: Eukaryota; Fungi; Ascomycota; Dothideomycetes; Pleosporales; Trematosphaeriaceae
Exons: 2
Coding region: 1-399 (132 amino acids)
Molecular function (GO): protein binding
Source: RefSeq, a predicted model, not a curated record
AUGUCUGAGCCGAGGGAUACCCGCAUCCCCAACUCCGACGCUGCAGAUCUCUGGGGACCAGUCGUCAAAAUCAUCAUUAAAUCAGGGGACAACAAGCAAAUUAUCAAUGUCCACAAGGCUCUCCUAUGCUCGAGCUCAGCCUUCUUCCAGAAAGCCACAAAACCAGAAUGGGCGAGCUCUCGCGACGACCCCGACGCCAUCGAAGUUGAAUCCGCGCUAGACAUCUUCCAGAGUUACGUGCACUGGUUUUACAAGGGAACUAUUCCCCGCCCAUCGACCAGGUUUCGGUACACAGAUCAUGUGUUCCUAGCAGCGCUCUAUACACUGGGCGAAGAGCUCACGGACACUAAGUUCAAGAACGCUGUUGUUGACACCAUGAUCUACGCCACUGACAAAUAG